This is a messenger RNA of Oncorhynchus tshawytscha (Chinook salmon), 5264 nucleotides long. Its product is annotated as zinc finger protein 37. Gene Ontology annotation, biological process: regulation of telomere maintenance via telomere lengthening; telomere capping. Gene Ontology annotation, molecular function: telomeric repeat DNA binding. Bases 460 to 2241 code for a protein of 593 amino acids. Gene Ontology annotation, cellular component: shelterin complex. The record is from RefSeq and is a predicted model, not a curated record. Lineage: Eukaryota; Metazoa; Chordata; Actinopteri; Salmoniformes; Salmonidae. The transcript has 7 exons.
CGUUGCAGUGUGGUAGCAUCUGCAGAGAAAUGUUCCUAAAAUUGUUCUUUCUUUGGCCUCUGUCUCAUAGCUAACUAACUAACUAACUAGCUAAAGUGAGUUAUUUAAGUUGCGAUCAAGUGAUAGCUAAGCUAGCGAGCUAUAUAAACUAGCCUAUUACGAAUUCGGCCGGAAAAUUUUUAUUUUGUCAUUUUCCGUGGAAGCUUCACGUUAUGUCAAGAGCAGCAUUUGUAUUUAUUAGGGAUCCCCAUUAGUUCCUGCCAAGGCAGCAGCUACUCUUCUUGGGGUCCAGACACACCAAAGCACCCAGAUUACAUAUAAAACAGUGAACUAUAUUUGUGCUGAAUGAACUAAAGAUAAAAUAGUCAAUUUCUUCCCCCAGCGUCUCUGCGUCUUUUGGUUCCUCCGCUGCGGCUGGUGUCUGCAGCUCUAUGGCAGGUUGUUCAGCGGAGAGACGUCAUGGACUACGGCUUGGUGGAGGAGUUUGUCGUCACUGUGUUGGAUGUAGUCCCAGAUCUGAUGAGUUACAGAGAGAAAGUCCAACUCAUCAUGGGUCUGAGGGCACAGCUGGUUCUGAAGUUGUUGUACUCAGAACACCUCGACUCUGACACCAUCCAGUCACACCUGAACAGGAUGAAAACCUGUAGCAUCACUCAUAGGGACAACCAGAUUUGUGAUCCUGAGGUGGAGGCAUCAGAAUCCAACUUCCUGAAGCUGAUUAAAACGCUGCUGGAAGACCCAGUUGAGAGAGAUCGCUUCUUUCAGAACGUUUUUCCAGAGGAAUUCGGCUCAAAGUAUCACUCCGCACUGCAGACUCUGGUGUGGGAGUUCCUCUCCAGACUGGAGAAGCUGCUUCCAGCACCGACCCUUCAACAGACUGCAUCUUGGUUUCUACCUGACCCCUCUGUCCUGGAGGAGUGUGGGCAGUCUGUGCGUCACCCUCAACCUUUGAGGACCCUUCUCCAGUACCACACCAACCUUUCUCCAGACCCACAUGUUGAGGCCAAUGACAACAACAUCCUGUCUCCAUCUCCCCGAGAGUCAUCCACUGACCAAUCUGACCCAGAGAACCAAUCAGAACCCAUACAGACAUUUAUGACCAUUCAAAGCCCUGCAUCAUAUUGUUGUGAGUCAGAAAUGACACCUUCGCUGGAUUACAGGGAGAGUCAACGAGGGAUGAAUUUAGACCGCACUGCAAAUGUUGACAUUUUGCCUUCGAAUGAAGAGGUAGAGUGUGUAAACAAGGAAACUCUUGACAAAGAGAGUGAAAUGGAUCAGGCUUUUCUUCACCUUCGUGCUGACAGUGGGCCGAAAAUCCAGCCGGGAGCUCACCGCUUCAAAAAGGAAGUGCAGGACGUUUCUAAUUUGUCUACGUCCUGUCGGCUCCGUCAGCCCACGGUGCUGCUGCACAGACUUGACAUUACUGAUACGCUGUCACCUGUGUCUGAGGUCUUUCCAACGCCGAGCAGAGAGAGGCUUCAGAUUGACAAUGUGGAAACCCAAGGACGGAGAGAAGACCGGGUCGUAUCACAAAAGAGGGAGAGGAAUGUCGAAGUAGAGCCCUCAGAUAGCCAACCUCGAUAUUCUCUGGUUCCUGGCCCAUGUCGUACUAAGGGGCAGCCUAAAAGAAGCAAGCGUGUCAAAAUAUGCUCCUUGUGUGGGAAAACUUUCAGGGAAGCAAAGGAUUUGACAGCACACAUAACAUCUCACACUGAACAGAGGCCUUACCAGUACAUCCUGUGUAGACAAGACGUUGAACACCAUGAGGACUUACAGAAGCAUCGGCAGAAUGUGUGUGAGGCGGCAGCUCAACCAGAAGAGGAUAACACAUCUGCGACAUCGACGAGGGAUUGCACAGAGAUAUCUCAGCCCCGACCAGGAGCUCACCGCCUCGAAAAGGAAGUGCAGGACAUUUCUAAUUUGUGCAGGACAUCGACGGAGGAUUGCACAGAGAUAUCUCAGCCCAGCGACACUUUAACUCAGAGAAGGCACAUGACAACCCAACACGGUAAACCAAGACAGUCUUCCAAAGUCACCAAAUGCGCUGUGUGUGACGAGACCUUCAGUAAGGCAUCGCACCUGGGAUACACACCUGGGAAGCUCCUCAACUGUGGGGAUGUUUCUGAGAACUCCACUUUGAAGAAACACAAAAAAGUGUGUUUGAAGACAAAGAAACAUCUCUCUUGCUCUCUGUGCGGAGACACCUUUGAUCCUCUGAGCCAAACGAGCGUGAGGACGUGAACCCACAGCAACUUCCGAGGGAGGCUCUUCCAGAGGCCGGCGCUGUUCUGGCAGCAGUAGAAAAUUCGACAGAGAUACCUCAGCCCUCAAACACAACACCCCAAAACCCAACCACCUCCAAUGCUCUGCCCUUUCAGCUAGCUAAUCAUUACAGAAAAUGCCUUUUAUGUAAAGAAGCUUUUGAUAACGGAGAAGACCUGAGAAGACAUCUGAGAUUUCAACAUGGUGUACUUCCUUACCUGUGUUUUAAAUGUGGGGAGAGUUUCCAAAGCACCUCUGAUCAGAAGAAACACUCGGACCAGUGUUCUGGUCAAAACAUUCCAGAGUCCAGGAAGUGUCCCGGUUGCAGGACGAGGACUUCUCAAUAUAGACAGCAGCAGCAGCAGGAAAUGACAAGUCAGGAAGUGAACCUUAAAAGACACCAGACAGCCUGGUCGCCACUACAUACAGGGGAAAACAAGAUGGAGACCCCACAGUCCAGCAGCACGGACGUCGACUUCUCAAAUGACUCUCGGCAACACCGGCUAAACCAAUCCGUCGAUCAAUCAAAGUUAUUUGUAAGGUGCUUUUUCGAUCAGCGAACUGCUCUUACAGUAAGCAGGUCUAGACCCCGGAGAGAGAACCGCUGUGAUGAGAGGGACUUUCAGACACAGCAAGACUUUAAUGAGGAAGUCAAUCCAAGUCAAACCCUAAGGGAGGUUGACCCAGCAGGUGGAGGCACAUCUCAGCCUUCAAGGGGGAACGGGAUAGAGACUCCCCAGCCCCACAGUACUGAAUCCCAGAACCCAACAACCUGCGCCGCUUCCCCCACUCUGCCCCCUGGUGUGAAUUUAGAUUCUAGAACAUGUCACGUGUGUUCCAAGAGUUUUCGUAGGAAACAAUCCCUGAUUUUACAUCUGAGACGUCACGGUGAAGGGGCCAUUAAGUGUCCCAUAUGUUCAAGGUGCUUUGGUCGCAACAGGGAUUUAAAGUUUCACCUGGCCAACAAAUCAGGUUGUGGGCCAACGCGGCGUAAUCUUACCACCGUAAUCGUUCCCACAAAAGACACGCCGGUCUUCACCUGCCCUGAAUGUCUGCAACAGUUCACAAGCGAAAAGAAACUGAAAUCCCACAUGGUAUGUCACACAGGAGAGGGGUUCUCCUGUAGCUUUUGUGGCAAAAUGUUUUCUGGACACAACCAAUUGAAGUUUCAUAUUCGUUGUCAUAGUUACAGGCCUUAUCUAUGUGAUACGUGUGGCAAGGACUUCCCAUCUCAGAGUGCGUUGGAAUCACACGAGCGUGUGCACACAGACGAGCGGGCAUACUCUUGCACAGACUGUGGGAAAACCUUUAAGCGUAAGGGUACGCUGACACAACACCGACUGAUUCAUACAGGGGAGCGGCCAUUCGCGUGUGCUCUCUGUCGAGUACGCUUUACCACCAAUAAGCAUCUGAAACUGCACAUGAUGUGUCACACGGGGGAGAGGCCUUUUAAAUGUCCGGUUUGUGGGAGGGGCUUUAGACAGAAAGGCGAUUUGAGACAACAUCAAGCUUUGUGUUCCUAGUUGCCUUGGGGGCUCAAGAGGUUAAGAUAAAGAGUUCUUAUGUUCUUAUUGUGUCUGUCAGUAUUCCGACGUUCUAAUUCCGUCUCACCCUGCGUUCAUAACAUCUGGUAAAUUAGUGAAUUCCAGCAAUCCGACUGUGUGAAGAAUCCACUUGAACGCCUCUCCAACUGGUAACUACUUGUGAAGGAAACGUAUCUGUCAUCUCUGAGCUUCCGGCUUCUGCCACAUGCGGAACUCUGACGUCACAAAGGAAAUCACCUUUGAUAACAGCAUUUUUUGGCAGUUAAAUGCAACAACAAAACAUUAUUUAUAAAAAUACAUUUAAAAAUCUAUUAAUGUGUUUUUUUGAAAACAAGUUGUUAUUGAGCAGGUUGCUGUACUUUCAGUUUGUGGUUGAAACAGUUUUGCCAUCCAGCCAAUCGGCGUUUUCUAAAUUGGUUCAAAGCAUGUGAAUGUACACAACUCGUUGCGCCCAGUUUCCCGUUUGUCAUGAAGGCAGCAUAAAGCACGUUCAUGGGAAGUGCCGCAGGUGCAUUCCAUUACGGUUUGGAAUGGAGACUUCAACUUACGAUUUUAACGAGGUUAUCAAUUAGUCUAUUAGACCAAUGUCAAUGGGGAUGUUUCGAAAUGCAAUAGACCUUUACCACCCGUCGCAUAAAUAAGGCGAAUUAAGUACGACAUGAAUGGUUUAAUUUUUUUGGUCCAUGGCUGUCUUAUUGCAACGAUCCAGAACUUUCUGAGAGUUGAUUAAAUAUUGUCGGGUUAUCUGAUUGGAGGAAUCACUGAAGACUGAAACGCUGAUAACAUGCUGUUGUAACAGAUCUCUCAGUGGGCAGAUGUUCCAUUGGGUACGUUGUUGAGGGGGAUGUUGCACUGCCCAGUUUCAAGCACGCGUGUUGAAGUCUGAAUACUGCGGCUCGUGCCAGUAAAACUCAUAAUUCAGCCAACUCUGAAAAGAUUACUCGUCAUUUUGAUUUGUGAUAUACACUAACCAGAUGUAUUUUGUCGGGUAAAUUAGAUUCCUGUUGGGUGGUUCUUAUCAACAGACUAAAACCCUUCUACCUUUUCCACACAAAAAAAACUGCUUCUUUGAGUUAAUUUUGAAUUCUCCAUAAUGAAUGAGUUAAUUUUGAAUUCUCCAUAUUGAAUGAGGUCAUUUUGAAUUCUCCAUAUUGAAUGAGGUCAUUUUGAAUUCUCCAUAUUGAAGGAGGUCAUUUUGAAUUCUCCAUAUUGAAUGAGGUCAUUUUGAAUUCUCCAUAUUGAAUGAGGUCAUUUUGAAUUCUCCAUAUUGAAGGAUGUCAUUUUGAAUUCUCCCUUUUUGAAUGAAAUAAUCUAAUCUGUUGAAAAAGUUAUUUUUUUGAAAAUGACAAACUUCUUAUCUUUGUAAAACAGCCAAUUGUAUAUAUCCUUUACAAAACUGCAACUAUAUGUCUACAAGAAUUGUAAUAAACAUAACAGCAACCCAUGCAUUAUCCUCAA